GCAGGGGGCGGGGCGGCGCUCGGCGUUCCUUGAGCUGCUGCUUGCCGGUACUUUUGGGUUGCGCGCCUUUGCUGGUCUACCCGCUGACCCUCCAGCCGAGCUGCAUGCUGACGGCCUCCUCACCCGCUCGCUCGCCCCUUCCCGCACCGCCCGGCCUGCUCCAGGGUCUUGGAUAUGGAUCUUCUUCAGUUCCUGGCCUUCCUCUUUGUCCUGCUUCUCUCUGGGACAGGAGUCACAGGCACCCUGAGGACCUCCCUGAACCCGAGCCUGGAGAUCUACAAGAAGAUGUUUGAGGUGAAGCGACGGGAGCAGCUGUUGGCGCUGAAAAACCUGGCACAGCUGAAUGAUGUCCACCAGCAGUACAAGAUCCUUGAUGUCAUGCUCAAGGGGCUCUUUAAGGUGCUGGAGGACUCCCGGACAGUGCUCAUUGCUGCAGACGUGGUCCCUGAUGGGCCCUUCCCCCAGGACGAGAAACUGAAGGAUGCUUUCUCCCAAGUGGUGGAGAACACGGCCUUCUUCGGCGAUGUGGUGCUGCGCUUCCCAAGGAUCGUGCACCACUACUUUGACCGCAACUCCAACUGGAACCUCCUCAUCCGCUGGGGCAUCAGCUUCUGCAACCAGUCAGGCGUCUUUGACCAGGGGCCCCACUCGCCCAUCCUCACCCUGAUGGCCCAGGAGCUGGGGAUCAGCGAGAAAGACUCUGACUUCCAGAACCCAUUUAAAGUAGACCGCACGGAGUUCAUUUCCAGCACCGACCCAUUCCAGAAGGCCCUGAAGGAAGAAGAGAAACGCCGAAAGAAAGAGGAGAAGCGGAAAGAGAUCCGAAAAGGCCCACGAAUCUCUCGUUCCCAGUCUGAGUUAUAGGCCUGGAGCAGUCCAGGGUUCAAGGGGUCAGAAGGAGGCCAGUCAAGAGGAAGAGGAGGAGGCAGCAUGGCCAGGAUGCAGUGACAUCGACUGGUGGUGAGAGCCGGUCCCUGUGAGAGGGGAGGCCACAUUUACUUGGCCCCCUGCAGCCGGCUCUGAGCUCCCGCUGAAAGGACUGGGUCGCAGAGGGCUGGAUUUCAUCCCAGGGGCUUCCCUGGAGGAGGCGUCGAGAGGGCCUUUAGAGGAUGCUACGCUGCAAACCUAACCCUGUGGAGAUACUGGGGGAGGCAGGAGGGAUCCUGGGCUGGACCCUCCCCAUGGGUUAGGAAUGCUGGUCAGCUGGCUGCUGGCCCCACUGUGUCACUAAGCCACCAGGCACAGGUCUCAGCCCCCGGCCUUGGCAGAGACAUAAUAAAAGCCAGCCAACCCUCUGCGCUAACUGAGGCUGGUUUGGGCCCCAGGGAUCUGUGCACCCCUCCACAGGACAGGUGACAAAGGGUCUGGGUGGGACGACCAUGGACCCUGAGAGAUGUAGAGACCACCUUAGAGGAUGUUCCUGCCCUAUCAGGAGGAGCCCCUGGCCCUAGCUGGGCAGCAAAGCAGGGACUUGGCUCAGGCCUCCUCUUCCUUUCUUAUCACUGUCCUUGAUGAAGGAUCAGUAUUGGGAAAGGAUCAGAAGUGUCGUGGGAGGGUGUUUAGCUCAAGAUGACCUCAGAGCAACAUGAUCUCUGUCUUCAGAUAUCUGGGGAUAGUCAUUGAGCAGGCACAGGGAAGAGUCAACCUGUCUUCUCUGACAACGCUGGGAGACCCUUAGCCUGUGGGUAGGGGCUGUUGGGGGACAGGCUGCAGCUCUGCAGGGGGAUGUGCUGUAAUCCUCCUGUAAUGGCAGGGCUGCCCCGACCUGGAUUGGUCAGACAGCAAGCUCCCUGUCUCAGGAGUUGUGCAAGCAGAGACCAGUGGCCAUAGGGCAGGGAAGCUUCAGAAGGAGUUAGACCUUGAGUGAGCAGCUGCCAUUCAGUUGUGCCCCUCCCAGGCAGAGGAGGGAGGGGCUCUGGUGGGAAAUCUAGCCCGGCCUCUUUGACCUUGCCAAGCCAGGGUCUGCCUCUUCAGAGGAGAUAGACACACGCCCAUCCCCAGAAUCCCUAGCCCCCCGCAACUGACAAAGCCCAAGGGAGACCUGAGUCUUGCUUGUCUCAGCCCAUCAGACUUGCUGAGUGACCCUGGCCACCCCUUCCCUGUUUUGUGGCUUCACUGGCAAAAUGAAUUUGAUAAUGUCUGAACUCUCUGCCCAGCCCUAAACUGUUUCUCUGAGGCUGGGGCUGGACUUGUCAGUGACAGGUGGUUCUUUGUUUGUCCCAUAGACUUGUUGGGUACCCACUGUAUGCGCAGCCAAAGAGAGGGGCCCAGUCUUACCUGUCUUCACCUCUGCCCCAUCUGGCACCUUCAUCCUCCUGGGCUCUUCCUUCACCACCUUCAGCCUCUCUCCAUCUUGGUCAAUUCCUUCCUCUCUGCCCUCAGAUGGGCCCAAGUUUUCUCAUCUGACACCUUCAAACAAACAAACAGAACCAUUCUGCUUUCCCCACUCUCCUUCCCUUUGCUGCCAUUGUUGACUGUUGUGAUCACUUGUUCGCAGAACUCCACCUUGAGUCUUACUGCAGGCACAACCUGCCCACCUCCCCACCAGGAGCUAUAAAGGCCUGAGGGCACUUCUUUGUCCAGCCUCCUUGCAGCUAGGAUUUAGUUCUGUGACUGAAGUGCCACCAACCAGAUGCACCAGCCUGUGUGGAAGUUGUGCUGGUGGGAGGCAGGGGCCACAGGUACCAGGGGCAGCAGUGGGGACAUUCUGGUGGCCAGAGCCGCACCAGUGGUGCUCAAUGGUGGCCAACAGUGAUGUCUUCAGUGGUGUUUUCAGAGUGCUCUUGGAUGUUGUUUCUUUCUGCUGAGCUUCCAGGCCCAACUUGAGGCAUCCCUGGAGAGUCUGGGAGCUCCCCAAUAUCCUCUAACGCAGGGUUUCUCAACAGUGGCACUGUUUACAUUUGGGGCCAGAUAAUUCUUUGUUGUGUUUGUGAGGAGGGCUGUCCUGUGUGUUGUAGGAUAUUUAGCAACAUUCUUGGCCCCUAUCCACUAAGGCCAGUGGAAUCUCUCAGGACAACAAAAAAUGUCUCCAGACAUUGCCAGAUGUCCCCUGGGGCAAAAUCUCCCUGGUCCUCAGCCCUUUUCCCUCCUUAUCCCAGCCUCACAUCUUCUGCUGUCCCCAAUCACUGCCCUCAGAGAGAUGCUGUUGACAGCUCCUUCUUCUGGAGAUGAUCCUCCCAGGCUUUUGGGCCACUUGUUGUCUUCGUUCUCUACCCUCAGUCUGAGUCUGUUCUGUCUCUUCCUGAUUCCUCCUUCUUCACCUGCCCCUUAAAUGAAGAGUUUUUUUCAGCUUAGUCUGUCCUCUCUGCUCUUUUGUUCUUGGCAGCUGCAUCCUCUAAGACCCCAAAGCUGAUGGUACCUGCCCUGUUGCCAUCUGAUGAUAACCCUCAGUCCUUAUGUUUUAGCUUAUCCAAAAUCUGACUUGUUAUUUCCCACCUCUGAGCCUCACCUCUGUGUUGAACAGUGGGGUACAUGCUCUUGCUUAAUUCUGGAGGAAGUGACACCUGAACUGAAUCCUAAAAGAUUGUGGGAGGAGGGAGAAGGAGACAGGCACUGUGAGCAGAGGCCUAAAAGGGGAGGCGUGAAAGGUAGCAAAUGAAAAAACGUGCAAAGUUCUCUUCUGUGACCUGUAGUCAGUACCCAGUCUGUGGUGGACGUUCCGGACGUAAUGGUUUUCAAAUGAAGAACCGAGGUCCUGACAUGUCUAAGGCUGCUCCACCCCUGAGAGCCAGCCUCUGUUGUCUUCCUGGCCAGGGCAAGUGCUAACUGGAAGAGAUGUUCAGUUAGGUGAGAUCCAGGGUCAAAGGGAGAAUGUCCGUGUUUUUGCUGAGGCUGGGUCUAGUGCAGCCAUCUUUUUUCCGCAGUUUCUACUGAGCCUUCAUUUGUGCCCCCUCAAGCCACUUUACUAGGCACCACAGCCUCUGGGACAGGUCCAGGUGGAAGCCAUGGGAACAGCUGCAGAGUGGGAGGCACUGUGCCCACUUACCUGACCUCCUGGUGCUCAGGCAGCCCUCUGCAGUUGGCAACGGAGGCUCUGGGAUGGGAGGGCACUGGACCAAAGUGAGUCAUAUGGUAGGCUAGCAGUCACUUACCCUACAGGGUGGGGACCCUGUGAGAACCACUGAGGCGCAGUUGAAGAUGGUACUGUCCAGCUCAGUGCCUGGUCCAGAAAACGGCAGCAGGGUUUGGUUUUUUGUUUCAGGGUGAGAUUGGUAUAGCCUACACCAACUCUCCUGCAUGUAAGCAAUGAAGAGAACAUUCUUGUCUUUUUUUUUUUCCAAAAAAUAAGACACUUGAUUUCUUAUGUUACACAUACAUGUUCAUUAUAAAAAGUAAUUUAGACAAUACUGAAAUACCAGUUCAUCCUAAAUCCCACCACUCCCAUGAUCGUGACUAACACUCAGCUGUUGGGCCUUCCAUCCUGUCUGCCCUUCGUGUGAGCACAUAGAUCCCUGUUUUUCAAUACAGUAGCUAUCUGUAUGUGCACUGACUAUAUGCCAGGCUUUAUGCCAAGUGCUGGCUGGCAGCAGAUCAUCUUGCCUCAGGGCCUUUGCCCAUGUUGUCUAUUCCCCUGGCUAUGCCAGAUGCGGUUCUCUCCUCAUAACUUUAGAUUUUAUCUUAAACUCAGAGUUCUUUCCUGACAUCCCAAGUCAGGUUCCUUGUUACAGUUUCAUCACACCCAUUCCUUUCCCUUGAUCAUUUGUACCAUUAUCUAUUACUUAUUUUUAUUUUUGUUUAAUGUCUGUUUUCUUCAUUAGACUGGAAGCUCUCAGAGGGCAGGAACUGUCUUUUUGCCUGCCAGAGAUGUUUAAUAAAUACUGUCGAAUGUGCAAA
Molecule: messenger RNA, 4833 nt
Organism: Equus caballus (horse)
Lineage: Eukaryota; Metazoa; Chordata; Mammalia; Perissodactyla; Equidae
Gene: CCDC134
Product: coiled-coil domain containing 134
Source: RefSeq, a predicted model, not a curated record